Naumovozyma dairenensis CBS 421 is the source of this 2004-nucleotide messenger RNA. RefSeq lists its product as uncharacterized. The transcript has a single exon. The record is from RefSeq and is a predicted model, not a curated record. Bases 1 to 2004 code for a protein of 667 amino acids. Gene Ontology annotation, biological process: glycerophospholipid catabolic process. Gene Ontology annotation, molecular function: A2-type glycerophospholipase activity. NCBI's taxonomy places the organism in Eukaryota, Fungi, Ascomycota, Saccharomycetes, Saccharomycetales, Saccharomycetaceae. Gene Ontology annotation, cellular component: plasma membrane; intracellular membrane-bounded organelle; extracellular region.
AUGCAAUUGCAAAAUCUAUUAUUGGCUGUUGUCAUUGCCUCGAGGAAUGUCGAAGCGUGGUCGCCUUCAAACAGCUAUGCUCCAGCAAAUGUUACUUGUUCAGAUGAUAUUAACUUACUUAGAGAAGCAUCCGAUUUAUCACAAGAUGAAAAAGACUGGUUAAAGAAAAGAGAUUCUAUAACAACAGAAUCUUUGAAGGCCUUUUUAGAAAAAUCCACUAGGAAUUUUUCAGAUACAUCUCUCUUGAAUCAAUUAUUCGGAGAUAAUAGUACAAAUGUUCCAAAAAUCGGUAUCGCAUGUUCAGGUGGUGGUUAUAGAGCCAUGUUAAGUGGUGCAGGUAUGUUAGCUGCUAUGGAUAAUAGAACCGAUGGCGCCAAUGAAUAUGGGUUGGGUGGUAUCUUACAAAGUUCUACAUAUUUAUCAGGGUUAUCUGGUGGUAAUUGGUUGACUGGUACUCUUGCAUGGAAUAAUUGGACUUCUGUUCAAGAUAUAAUCAACAACAUGACAGUAAAUAAUUCUAUUUGGGAUAUUACCAAUUCCAUAUUUAGUACAACUAGUAUGCAAAAUUCAAGUGAUGGAAGUGUAUGGGAUCAAAUUGCAGAAGACGUUAAGGCAAAACAAGAUGCUGGUUUCAAUAUUUCAUUAGCAGAUAUUUGGGGUAGAGCACUAGCAUAUAAUUUCUUCCCAGAUCUUCACCAUGGUGGUGAUGCUUAUACCUGGUCAACUUUAAGGGAUUCUGACGUCUUCAAAAAUGGUGGAAUGCCUUUCCCUAUUUCCGUUGCAGAUGGUAGAUACCCAGGAACCACUGUUAUCAAUUUAAAUGCAACUGUAUUUGAAUUCAAUCCCUUUGAAAUGGGUUCAUGGGAUCCAACCUUGAAUACUUUCACAGACGUUAAAUAUUUGGGAACGAAAGGUAAUGGGAUUGCGUUGAAAAGAGUAGCAGAGGUCCCAAUAACAAAACCGGCGUUAUCAAAACCAGCGAUACAUUGGCCUUCAGUUACUGGUUUACCAUUGGAGACAUUAAGUAGUAGUAUAUUACCACAGUCAUUGAGUACAUUAGGUGUUGAUUUCUUAUCCGAUGUAACAGAUACCUAUAACGAUAUUGCUCUUUAUUCUCCAAAUCCAUUUAAAGAUGCAGCUUUUAUCAAAGGAAACCAUUCAAAAAGUAUUGUAAAUUCCCCUGAUUUAUUCUUAGUUGAUGGUGGUGAAGAUGGACAAGGUGUUCCUUUAGUUCCCCUAUUAAAGCAAAACCGUGGUUUAGACGUUGUUUUUGCCUUAGAUAGUUCAUCUGAUACUAAUUCAAAUUGGCCAGAUGGUACUAGUUUAACAAAAACAUAUGAUCGUCAAUUUACUAGUCAAGGGGAAGGAAUGGCAUUCCCAUACGUCCCAGACCAAGAUACUUUCAUCAGUGAAGGUUUAAAUAUGAGACCAACAUUUUUCGGUUGUGAUGCUGCUAAUUUAACUGAUUUGGAAUAUAUCCCACCUUUAGUUAUUUAUAUUCCUAGUGCCAGACAUUCAUUCAAUGCUAACACAAGCACUCUUCAAUUAUCAUAUACUCCAGCUCAACGUUUAUCUAAGAUCCAAAACGGUUUCGAAUCCACUACAAGAGGUAAUUUUACUGAUGAUGAAAACUUCUUAGGUUGUGUCGGCUGUGCUAUCAUGAGACGUAAACAAGAAAGCCUCAAUGAGACUUUACCAUCUGAAUGUAACCAAUGUUUCGCUGACUAUUGUUGGGAUUAUAAGGUUGCAAACUCAGGUGUGACAAAUACUACUGGUACUACAAAUGCUACACUUUCCUCCAAUACUUCACUAGCUUUGAUCAAUAGAAAUAGCACUUCAAGUGUAAUUGCUCCUUCAUCAACCAGUGUGGUAGCUAAUAAUGUCUCUCAAACAGCAACUUCCAGUACUUCAGCUUCAAGCAAUGCUGCUAUAAGUAAUAUUCAGAACUCCAAACCAGUUGCCUUCAUGAUUACGUUAUUUAGCAUUGUUUUCCCCCUCCUUUAG